AUGGUUCACCAUAAGGAUGAGGCUGAUGAUGAGCAACAGUUGAUGCUGAAGCACGUGCAGGAAUUUGAGCAAUGGAUAAAAGAGCAUCCGCAAUUACCACACAAUAUACCAUGCACUUUGCUGCGGCGUUUUCUGCACACCACACGCUGCGAUCUUGGAGCAGCGCAGCGUCUGCUGGAGCUCAACUAUGCGCUGCGCAAUAAACAUGCGCAAAUCUUUAUACAACGCGAUCCCAUGGACGCCAGUUCGCAGCAGCUGUUGCAAGUAGCCGAUCUGUUGCCGCUGCCUGGACUCACGCCGGAGCACCACAAGCUGCUGUUUUAUCGCUUGAUUGACUUUGAUGCGGACAAGUUCAACUUUACGGCCAGCAUCAAGGUCUUCUUUAUGGUCGCCGAUUGUCGCUUCGCCACGGAGCAGGAGGCGCGUCUAAGCGAUGGCGAAAUACCCAUUUUCGAUAUGGCCGGCUAUACGCUGCGUCAUCUGACGCGCACAUCGCUGCAGGCGCUGCGUGUUUAUAUGAAAUUUGUGCAGGAGGCGCAUCCGGUGCGGCUCAAGGCCAUACACGUGCUCAAUUGUCCCUCGUUUCUGGACAAAGUGUUGACUGUCGUCAAGCCGUUCAUCAAGAGCGAAGUCUUCAAGCUUAUACAUUUUCAUUUGCCCAAUGCCGAGACGCCGUUCAAGCAUUUUCCACGCUCAAUGCUGCCCCAAGAGUACGGCGGACAGGCGGGCGCAAUGUCGGAGCUGAAAGCGCAUUGGCUGCAGCUGCUGCAGCAGCAACGCGACUAUCUGAUGAAUCCUUUAAAUUGGCAGCUCAACAAGUGCAGCAAAAAAUCCUCCAGCGCCAGUUGCAGCUCCCAGUCGCCUGCACAAAGCUUAAAGACGCUUGAAAUUGAUUACUCAGCUGACAGUGCCAGAGAUUGCAAGAGAGUGAGCGCAAUAAAGCGUAAGAGAGAGAGAGAGAGAGGGAGAGAG
This is a messenger RNA of Drosophila busckii, 972 nucleotides long. RefSeq names its product alpha-tocopherol transfer protein. Gene Ontology annotation, cellular component: membrane. The record is from RefSeq and is a predicted model, not a curated record. The annotation marks the transcript as partial. The transcript is spliced from 6 exons. Gene Ontology annotation, molecular function: phosphatidylinositol bisphosphate binding. NCBI's taxonomy places the organism in Eukaryota, Metazoa, Arthropoda, Insecta, Diptera, Drosophilidae.